This is a messenger RNA of Plectropomus leopardus (leopard coralgrouper), 648 nucleotides long. The record is from RefSeq and is a predicted model, not a curated record. NCBI's taxonomy places the organism in Eukaryota, Metazoa, Chordata, Actinopteri, Perciformes, Serranidae.
ACACAGACUGUUAGAAACGGCUAACGUCAGUUGAACCCCCGCUCCUUUAAUCGGACUUUAGUUCACAGUUAAAUCAACCAUGAGGCUUCGGACCGACACAGGGCCAGUUUUGGGGCUGUGUGCGGUGACCAGAAGCUCAAACUUUUUGUAACUGAACCAUGGAAACUAAAAGGAAGCGGACAGCAGCGACAACAAAAAAGUCAGUUGACAAACGGCUCCGCAGCCCGGCAGAUAGUAACGGAAGAAUGGACGAUGUGAAAACUGGCCCGAACCGGGACUGAGCCUCCUGCCCGGGUAUCCUCAGGCUACAUGUCACCCUCCUCUCCGUGCCAGAUGCCUCUGCGGGGCGACGGGGGCUACAAGCCGGCACCGGUGUCCCCUGCUCCGCCUGUCCCACCGAGGAGGGUCAGGGGCUCCGGCAGGACGCGGCGGUCCGGGGCAGGGUCAGCGGGAGCCGGAGCAGCGGAGAAGCGGGUGAAGUGUGUGCUGGUGGGGGACGGAGCUGUGGGGAAAACCAGCCUGGUGGUCAGCUACACCACCAACGGGUAUCCCACCGAGUACGUCCCCACCGCGUUUGACAACUUCUCAGCGGUGGUAUCGGUGGACGGGCAGCCAGUCAAACUACAACUCUGUGACACAGCCGGACAG